AAGUGAUGAGUUCAGUGAUCAGUCAGUCAUCUGUUCGUCCGCUCCUCCGGGUCUCACAGGGCUCUCCAUGAGACAUGGCGCUACCUGAAAAAACCUCCAGACCAUCUGCUCCCAAGAAGGUCCCCAAGCAUCGCGCCCUGCAGCACCAGAGCCUGCCCUCCCCUGCCCUGUGCUGCGCCUGCGGCCUGUGCAUCAUGCUGGCCGGUAUCAACAUCACCCUGGUGGGAGCUUUCGCCUUUGGCACCUUCCUCCCUAGUGCUAACCCACCCAUCAUCAUCGGGCCUCUUCUCUUAAUGAUAGCCCUGGCCUUUUUCACAGCCUGCUGUGUGGUCAGCAGGAGCCCCCCGGCCCACAUGACCCACAAGGCUAAAGGAGGUGAGAAGUGGGGGCUGAUGCGGAUGGGGACGGCGGCGUUUGAGAUGGAGACGAGCGAGCACACACUGCAGGACACCACGGCCGUUCAGCUCAGCCCCACCAACUCCCCCACCUCCUCUCACAAGUCCAGCUCCAGCCACGGGGGCGACAACGCUCCACCUACAGCGUGUCAGGAUGGAGCCGCUGAGCUGCACAUAUCAGAGAUGUCUGACACUGGAGAUAACCCCACCUUGACCUCUGGCAGCAAGGAGGCUGCUCAGAACACUUCCUCUACGUAGCAAGGACUUUCCUCUGCAACCUGGAUGUUUGAGUGUUUAAUUGUUGCUGUUUACAGGGUAGAAAUGUGUCGUGCAAAACCUGAUAGUAGCUUAUUCACUGUGUUAUGUUGAAUAUUCAUUGCUCAGUCCCAGGAUGCACAUUACAUUCCCAGGAACAGGAGAUGACACCUUAAUCCAAGUGCCUGUUUGUGUACUUAUCGUUGUAUUAAACAUCCAGUUAAGGCAGAUUAUCCUGCAGUCACGCCCUAUGGAUGGACUGUGGUUGUCACCUUAUAUGUCGGGAAAAGAAGACGAGUGUGUCGAGCCGAGCUUUUCUGAGUCAUGAGAGCUGGUCCUGUGUAAACCUGGUGAACAGUUUUUUCACACACUUUGACAGAAGUGUAAUAAUGUUACUUUUUAGUUGCUUGCAUCAGCUGCAGUGAGUGAGUGAGUCAAGAUCUGUGUCAAGAUGGAUACCCAGGAACAAAAUAGUGAAUGUGUAUUUCAUGUUGUAGUGCCAUUAGUAUUAUUCUUAUGUUGC
Messenger RNA from Morone saxatilis (striped sea-bass), 1173 nucleotides. Its product is annotated as transmembrane protein 275-like. The transcript has a single exon. Bases 75 to 653 code for a protein of 192 amino acids. The record is from RefSeq and is a predicted model, not a curated record. Lineage: Eukaryota; Metazoa; Chordata; Actinopteri; Moronidae.